This is a messenger RNA of Mycosarcoma maydis (corn smut), 918 nucleotides long. RefSeq lists its product as uncharacterized. NCBI's taxonomy places the organism in Eukaryota, Fungi, Basidiomycota, Ustilaginomycetes, Ustilaginales. Gene Ontology annotation, biological process: regulation of transcription by RNA polymerase II. The coding region runs from base 1 to 918 and encodes 305 amino acids. The transcript has 2 exons. Gene Ontology annotation, molecular function: cyclin-dependent protein serine/threonine kinase regulator activity. Gene Ontology annotation, cellular component: nucleus. The record is from RefSeq and is a predicted model, not a curated record.
AUGCUCAAUCCGCUGGCUACCUGCGAGCAGCUCGCGCUCACUCCAUCUAUGUCUGAAGGCCUCUCAUUCGACCUUGAGAUGGAGCUGCGCGCGCUAGGUUGCCAGAUAAUCCAACAGGCGGGCAUCCUGUUGCAGUUACCUCAGCGCACCCUCGCUGCCGCACAGGUCUUCUAUCAGCGUUUUUGGUACAGCUCUUCAAUGUGCGACUUUUCCGCCGACGAAAUUGCAAUUGGAUGUCUACUACUGUCCACCAAGCUUGAGGAGACGCCGUGCAGUCUCCGUCAUUUGAUCGGCGCCUUCCACUACGUCAACUUUCACCUCAAUAAGAGCCGUCGACAUUCCGAAUACGAGCCUCCUUCCCGCGAUUCUUCCGCUCUGAUGGCUCUGCGCGAUGCGGCCGUCGUAUCCGAGAUGCAGAUUCUCAAGCGGCUCGGCUUUCAAGUGCACGUUACGCUACCUUACGCCCUUUUGGUCAACUACUUGCAGGUCCUUAGCCUCACCGAUCCAAAGCUCAAGACAAGAGUUCGACGACACCACGGGUGGCAUCCACACGUCGCCCCGAUGGAGCCAGUUGGGAAUCAGCAAGAGGAGACUGUGUCGCUGGCACAGUGUGCAUGGUCAUUUCUUAACGAUGCCCUUCAGACGCCCGUGCUGUGCAUCGUAGGCCCGCACAUCGUUGCGUGUGCCGCUAUUGCACUUGCAACCGAGAUGUGUGAGCCUCUGGUGCGACUGCCCCAUCAACCUGCCCCAUGGUGGCUGCUCUUCGACGCCUCCGAGGCCGAAGUCAUGAUCGCUGCUUCGCAUCUUCUUUGGCGCUACCAUCACCAUUCUUUGCAGACCGAUCUGGCCAAGCUGCUGGAUCGACAUGAGCUGAAACGCUACCUUGCAGCCCACUCCGCCAAUCUGAACUCAUGUUAA